Molecule: messenger RNA, 866 nt
Organism: Rhodofomes roseus
Lineage: Eukaryota; Fungi; Basidiomycota; Agaricomycetes; Polyporales; Fomitopsidaceae
Product: peroxiredoxin Q
Exons: 5
Coding region: 178-765 (195 amino acids)
Biological process (GO): cell redox homeostasis; cellular response to oxidative stress
Cellular component (GO): cytoplasm
Molecular function (GO): thioredoxin peroxidase activity
Source: RefSeq, a predicted model, not a curated record
UCAUUGAAGAACCAUCCAGUCGUACGUCAUUCUCAGGACUAUCCCUACACCUGAGACUCAGAGAACACGCACACUACUACAUAAUACGCCUUCCAGCAAACAGCCGCGAUCCUCGCAUUUUGGAAACCGAAGGGCCUUGUCACCGCCGUGUAACACGCUAGACUACGCGAAACCAUAAUGUCUCCGAGUCACCCCCUCAUCGGCAAGCCUGCACCUACCCUCACGUUGCCCAAUCACAAUGGUGAGACCUACACUAUAACACCUGGCGCAAACGGGGUGCCUAUUGCUCUGUUCUUCUAUCCCGAAUCAGGGUCGUUCGGCUGCACCAAGGAGGCCUGCGACUUCCGAGACGCUCUUGCCGCGAAGGAACUUUACAAGCGAACAAAAGUGGACAUCGUUGGUGUGAGCAAGGAUCCCGUUGAGAAACAGAAGGCUUUCGUGGAGAAGCAGAAGUUGACGUACCCUGUUCUGAGCGAUGCGAAUGGGGAGGCAAGGAAGGCGUACCACGUAGGAAAGGGCCUCAUGGGUCUCACGGACGCACGCGUCACCUUCUUCAUCGACUCCAAGGGAGUCGUUCGUGAUGCACUAGACACAACGAUCAACUAUGGCGCGCACGAGAAGUUCGUCACGAAGUGGCUCGAUAAGAUUGACGCAGAGGAGAAGCAGGAUACCCAGGCUAGCGGAGCAGUUCCCACUCCAGAACCUGCGGCUGGAGGACAACCCACCGAAGCGCAGCCCACGGCACCGGCUAGUGACGCGGCCUAAGCUUAGCACGAUUCACAUCGACCCAUACCGCUAUCUGCGGGCUACGUACCGAGCUUGGGAAAGAAUUCGAAGGAUUGAGUUCUACGUAGGCUUGGCCUGGA